This is a messenger RNA of Solanum tuberosum (potato), 870 nucleotides long. Its product is annotated as ethylene-responsive transcription factor 1-like. Bases 52 to 795 code for a protein of 247 amino acids. The record is from RefSeq and is marked provisional. Gene Ontology annotation, biological process: ethylene-activated signaling pathway; regulation of DNA-templated transcription. NCBI's taxonomy places the organism in Eukaryota, Viridiplantae, Streptophyta, Magnoliopsida, Solanales, Solanaceae. The transcript has a single exon. Gene Ontology annotation, molecular function: DNA-binding transcription factor activity; DNA binding.
CACAAAUCUUUUCUCUUUACCUUACACAUACAAAACCUUCAAAAACUCAUAAUGUAUCAAUUACCCAUUUCUACAGAGUUACCUCCGACUUUUUUUCCGGCAGAAUUCCCGGUGUAUUGCCGGAGUUCAAGUUUCAGUAGUCUCAUGCCAUGUUUAACCGAAUCAUGGGGUGACUUGCCGUUAAAAGUUAACGAUUCCGAAGAUAUGGUAAUUUAUGGGCUUCUACAAGACGCCUUCAGUAUCGGAUGGACGCCGUCAAAUUUAACGUCCUCGGAAGUGAAACCAGAGCCGAGGGAGGAGAUUGAGCCAGUUAUGAGUACUUCUGUUUCUCCGCCGACAGAGACUGCGGCGGCUCCAGCGGCUCUGCAGCCUAAAGGAAGGCAUUACAGGGGAGUUAGACAAAGGCCAUGGGGAAAAUUUGCGGCGGAAAUAAGAGAUCCGGCUAAAAACGGCGCACGGGUUUGGCUUGGAACUUACGAGUCGGCUGAGGAAGCCGCGCUCGCUUAUGAUAAAGCAGCUUUUAGGAUGCGCGGUACUAAGGCUCUAUUGAAUUUCCCGCAUAGAAUCGGUUUAAAUGAGCCGGAGCCGGUUAGAGUGACGGUUAAGAGACGAUUACCUGAACCGGCUAGUUCGUCGGUAUCAUCAGCUUCGGAAAGUGGCUCGCCAAAGAGAAGGAGAAAAGGUGUAGCGGCAAAGCAAGCCGAAUUAGAAGUUCAGAGCCGGGGACCAAAUGUUAUUCAAGUUGGUUGCCAAAUGGAACAAUUUCCAGUUGGCGAGCAGCUAUUGGUUAAUUAAAAUAUGGAGCUAAGAACUCAACGGCAAGGGCUUGUUUGGCUUUGAAGUGGACAGAAAAUAGCAAAUCAUUCCAAU